Molecule: messenger RNA, 2579 nt
Organism: Penaeus monodon (black tiger shrimp)
Lineage: Eukaryota; Metazoa; Arthropoda; Malacostraca; Decapoda; Penaeidae
Product: DBH-like monooxygenase protein 1
Exons: 13
Coding region: 301-2301 (666 amino acids)
Biological process (GO): octopamine biosynthetic process; norepinephrine biosynthetic process; dopamine catabolic process
Cellular component (GO): secretory granule membrane
Molecular function (GO): dopamine beta-monooxygenase activity; copper ion binding
Source: RefSeq, a predicted model, not a curated record
CCCAUCUCGGCCCGGCCUGACCCGAGGGAUCAGGACGACCGUUAACAGUUGGAAGGCGUUGGACGAGGCAGUUUGGUGUGGGUGGUGGCCGUGUGAGCAGGACCUCGUUCGUAGUGUUAGCUGGUCGUUACGUCAGGGACAGUCGUUACGUUAAGGUGCCGGCGGAAUAACAUUAAAGCGACACUAACUUCCCCUGUGGACUCUAUUGUCACGACUUCCUGUUUAUUGGGAGCUAUCGCUUAUAGAGGACAAUAGCACGGGGACGACGAUCAGCUACCGACGAGGGACGCCGCUAAAACCAUGCGGAGCGCAAAGGUACUGCUCCUCCUCGCGACUUGGAGAAUCUCCGUCGCUGAAGACCUCUCCGCGACGGGGAACAAGACGUACCUGGAGAAGCGCCAGGAACACGAGGACUCCAAGAUGGUCGGGAUGAAGGAGGAGGACGUCUAUCUUAGCCACCCUCACACGGCCGCCCUCGAUCCUGAAGGGAAGUUUCAUCUGUCGUGGGCAGUGGAUUCCGAGGGCAAGGAGAUCACCCUGGAGAUCGCGGCGGAAACCCUCGGCUGGCUGGCCUUCGGGUUCUCACCUAGCGAGGCCGUGGCGGACGUGGACCUCCUGACGGGCUGGGUCGACCAAGAGGGCGUCGGGCACGUCCAGGAUCGCCACGGCCCCGGGGACAAGACGCCGCAGAUGGACGACCAACAGGACUGGCGACUGGCCAGGGCGAGCGAGAACGACACCCACACGCUCCUGGUCGUCACUCGAGACCUCAGCACCUGCGACGACCAGGACCUGCCGUUGCUGAACACGACCAAACGCCUCAUCUACGCCUACGGUACAUCGGACCCCGCCAACGCCACUUCCUUCGAGUACCUGAGCGCCGAGGCAACCAGGGGCUCGCGCUACCUGCUUCUCUUGCAGCCGCCCGCCCCCUUCCCGCCCAGUCUCGAGGACGCCCGAACUUGGAGUCUUAGUCAGAGUCUCAGCCUCGCCAAGGACCAGCGAGAUGUCCACUGGUGCAACAUUGUCCGAUUCCCGCACCUGGAGUCCCAAGUGCACUAUGUUGGGUUCGACAUGAAGCACGGACAGAACUCCCGCAAGCACCUUCAUCACCUGACCAUCUGGGAGUGCACAGGAGACCCCAACUCCGCCGCUUACAGACAAGGACGUGAACGUCUCAUGCACUACGCCUCACAACAAGGUCACGAGUGUUACAGCUCAAGCAUGCCCCUAGACUACAACAGUUGCAAUAAUCCUGUUAUUGUAUGGGCCACCGGGGGAGAGGGAGAGAGGGAGCCAGCCCAUGUUGGACUGCCCAUGGUUCCCGAAGUGGGUGAAUAUGCCUUCUUCCUGGUGGAGGCACACUAUGACAACUCCCCCAUGGCAGACAGCAUUAGUGUGGAGUGGGGUAUCGAUGUCUACUACACGGAUCAACUGCGAGAGUUCGAAUCGGCCUCGAUGUUCGUAGGCAACACUAUAAACUUCGCCCUGGUGAUCCCUCCGGGCAUAGACCACUGGACCACUUCCGGCCACUGCCCCGCCGGAUGCCUGUUGGACGGAAUGCCUGAGACUGGCAUCAAGGUGUACCAGGUCUUUCUGAAAGCACACGCGCUCGCGCGUAGCAUCCGGGUACGACACUUUCGAGACGGCAAGGAGCUUCCGCCACUCGCGCUGGACGACUACUACGACUCCAACUUCCAACAGGCUGUACGACUUCAGGAGGAGAGGACUGUCCUUCCCAGUGACCACAUCACCACAGAAUGCACUUACGACAGCAGUGGGAGAUCGAACGCCACUUUCUCCGGCUACGGCGCCCUUGAGGAACUGUGCUUGGCCGUCCUCUCCUACUACCCACGCCACACGCUCGUCGAAUGCACCUCCUCCACGUACCACGACGUUCUGAAGGAGGCGCUGGGGAUAAAGCAGCUGCAGAACGAGCAGAACCUCCUGGUGACGUCACAGUCUCGAGAGCCGAUGGACCUCCUCCUCCCGAAGAGAAACACCGACUUCCGCGCCUUCGUCAGCGGCCUCGCGUGGUCAGAGGUCGACCUCGAGAACCUGGAGGAGCGGCUUUCUCGAGGGACUCACGUUGCCAGGUGUAUGAGGAGAGGGGGCGUGCCUGCACAGGCCAUUAAACUCAAGACCAACUACCCUGACGCAGCUCCUUACGCCCCCCCUGAGGUUGCGUGCCCUCGAAUGCUCGGACAAAAGACCCAACACGCCGGGGCAUCCUCCUCCGUCAGCGCCUUCUCCUGCAUCCUCCUGGCGGUUCCGGUCCUUCUCGCGAUCCUGUGGCAGUAGAAGAAAUAUGCGUUGACUUGUUUUUUUUUUUUUUGUCUUAUUUUGUUUUAUUUUAUUCUAUUUUAUUUUAAAGGGUGAUGAUAAUGUACAAUACAGUUGAUGUUGAUAAGCGGGUAAUAUCCCAAGGUCUGUUUAUUUAUGAUCCGGAUACCGAUAAGAGAGAAGACAAACAAAUUACAUGUAUAUUAUGUACGAUGGUAAAACGUACAUAACACACAUACACUCAUACGCUGACUGACUGAUACAGGCACUCACACGCACGCACACACACACGCAUG